This is a messenger RNA of Limulus polyphemus (Atlantic horseshoe crab), 2115 nucleotides long. RefSeq names its product neuronal acetylcholine receptor subunit alpha-7-like. Gene Ontology annotation, molecular function: acetylcholine-gated monoatomic cation-selective channel activity; transmembrane signaling receptor activity. Gene Ontology annotation, cellular component: postsynaptic membrane; neuron projection; synapse. NCBI's taxonomy places the organism in Eukaryota, Metazoa, Arthropoda, Merostomata, Xiphosura, Limulidae. The record is from RefSeq and is a predicted model, not a curated record. The transcript is spliced from 9 exons. The coding region runs from base 333 to 1808 and encodes 491 amino acids. Gene Ontology annotation, biological process: monoatomic ion transmembrane transport; nervous system process; signal transduction.
UCAAAAUCAGUCAACAAUCUAAAUAACUGAUUAAAAUGGCUAACAAUUCCUAUCAGGUAUUCACUUAGGAUGUCAAAUUCAUCUGACUAUGGAAAAGAACAAUGCCGCAAACUUUUGGUUGCUCUAGAAAGUAACAGUUUGUCGUCCACAAUACUCAAUGUCUAACGCAUCAGGUCAGGUCGUUUCCGCUGUACGAAAUGUUCGGAUAUAGCGCGGCUAUAGACGGUCAACAUGUGUUCUUAAAUCAACUUAGUUUCCACAGCAAAGUUUGUCAGGGUUAACGAACAGUGGUUGUACAUCUGAUUCUCGGUUUCCUAACACAUAUUGUAGCAAUGGAUGAAAUAAGAUUAUCUUCAAGUCGGCGAACUCUCUAUUGCUGGCUUCUAAUUUUCAUCUUCUUUUGUCUUCCAAACGAUUCAUCACAAGGCCCCAACGAAAGAAGAUUGAUUAAUGACCUAAUGCGGGAUUACAAUGUGCUUGAAAGGCCAGUUGCUAAUGAGUCAGAUCCCCUUCUCCUCAGCUUCGGCCUUACGCUGCAACAACUCAUAGAUGUGGAUGAAAAAAAUCAGCUGUUAAUUGCAAAUAUAUGGUUAUCCUUGGAGUGGGUGGAUGUGAAUCUUCGCUGGAACCCGGUUGAUUACAACAAUAUCAAAGAUAUUCGGCUAGCCGCUUACAAGAUAUGGAGACCAGACGUUCUCAUGUACAAUAGCGCAGACGAUCAAAUCGACAGCACUUACAAGACCAACGUAGUUGUGCGCCACAACGGUAGCUGCACUUACAUUCCCCCAGGUAUCUUCAAAAGCACGUGCAAAAUUGACAUCACAUGGUUUCCUUUCGACGAUCAAAAAUGUGAAAUGAAAUUUGGUUCUUGGACGUACGAUGGGGGUGCUAUUGACCUUCGACUGGCCAGCAAUGAAGGCGACCUCUCUGCAUUUAUUAGCAAUGGUGAAUGGGAAUUAAUUGAGGUUCCUGGCAAAAGAAACGUUAUAUAUUACGCUUGUUGUCCAGAUCCAUACGUUGACAUCACUUUUGUCAUCCACAUUCGUCGUCGAACUCUUUAUUACGGGUUCAACCUAAUCGUUCCCUGCGUGCUCAUAUCGUCGAUGGCUCUUCUAGGAUUCACGCUGCCCCCUGACUCCGGAGAAAAGCUCACGCUAGGUGUAACAAUCCUCUUGUCUCUUAUGGUAUUUCUUCUUCAACUAGCUGAAACCAUGCCACCAACUUCAGACGCAGUAUCCAUUAUCGGUACGUAUUUCGCUUGCAUCAUGAUGAUGGUAGCUUUUUCUGUCGUCAUGACAGUGGUUGUACUGAACUACCAUCACAGAAGUCAGGACACUCACGAAAUGCCAGCUUAUAUAAAGACAUUAUUCCUUGUUUGGCUGCCAAAAAUUCUUCGAAUGAGACGCCACGGUAAAUAUGAGGAAAACAAGAAAAGUCAGAUAAAUAACAAAAUAAAGGAGCUCCAGCUCAAAGAGAGGUGUUCGCGAAGCCUACUUGCUAAUGUCCUAGAUAUUGACGAUGAUUUCAGACUUCAAAACAGCACCAGCGGAUAUCUACACGUCGCCUCCACCGAAGAAACGCCGAUACCGCAUAGUUGCAUUCACACACAACGAGAACUUAAUUCUAUUUUGAAGGAAUUACGUUUUAUAACAAGUAGAAUGAAAGAAGAAGACGAAGCCAAUGAUAUUGUCGCAGAGUGGAAGUUUGCCGCGAUGGUUGUAGAUCGUGUGUGCUUGAUUAUCUUCUCUCUCUUUGCAAUCAUAUCAACGUGUGUUUGUCUAUUACAAGCGCCUCAUCUUGUAGCUUAGUACAGGGUUAAUUGUAAUGAAUUUUAUGUCUACAGUUAUUCUGAAUUAUUCUCUCUCGAAUGCUAAAACGAAUUGUAAAACGUACUUCUAAAAUGAGGCUUUAACUGACUUACAAUCUUCAGUUACGUUUUACCAGUUUUAAUAGGAAGAGAAUGUUUAUAUACACAUAUAUCUUUAUUAGACUAAACUAAACUAUUUUACAUUCAUAAACUUUUUCUUGGAGUGUUAUAGGUCAAAAUAUCAACUUUUCUAAUGAAAACAGUCCUAGAUUUGAUUCAUUUCACUCUGUAUUUUACACUUUUUCUGU